Messenger RNA from Oppiella nova, 312 nucleotides. The record is from the annotation of a GenBank genome assembly. Lineage: Eukaryota; Metazoa; Arthropoda; Arachnida; Sarcoptiformes; Oppiidae.
CAUCACGACUUUGUGUGUAUUCAUGACUUAUCUAUCCUAUGAAUCGUCAACAAAGACACAGACAUAGACAUGGAUGACAUUCACGGGAAAUCGCUUGUCAUGUAUUUCAUAUUAUUUUUUUGUUUUGUAUCACUUGCGGGAUGUGAUAAAUACCGGAUUGGAGUUGGUAUCGGCGAUAUCACUGGCCCGGCCGCAGAUAUUAACAUGAUGGGUUACGCAAAGCCGGGUCAGGACACCCAUGGCAUCCAUUUAAGACUCUUCAGCAGAACCGCUAUCAUUGAAGACCUCUCGGGAAACAGAGUUUGUUUCGUC